CAUAUAGUACUUCUCUCAAUUUCCCACUAACCAAACACCCAAAUCCUCCAUUCUUUCACAUCUGAGCAAAUGGCCCGUACCAAGCAGACUGCUCGUAAAUCCACCGGAGGCAAGGCUCCACGCAAGCAGCUGGCCACAAAGGCUGCCCGGAAGUCAGCUCCGGCGACCGGAGGGGUGAAGAAGCCUCACCGUUUCAGGCCAGGAACUGUGGCCCUGAGGGAGAUCAGAAAGUAUCAGAAGAGCACUGAGCUCUUGAUCCGCAAGCUUCCGUUUCAGAGGCUAGUGAGAGAGAUUGCUCAGGACUUCAAGACCGAUCUCCGGUUCCAGAGCAGCGCCGUGGCGGCGCUGCAAGAGGCGGCGGAGGCCUACUUGGUGGGUCUGUUUGAGGACACCAACCUCUGCGCCAUUCACGCUAAGAGGGUCACCAUUAUGCCCAAGGACAUUCAGCUCGCUCGUAGGAUCAGAGGCGAGAGGGCUUAAUCCCCAAAUCUGUUGUUUUGCUUUUGGUAAUAUGUAGUGCGUUUAGGGUUAGGGUUUAUUUAUGAUUAUGUUAAGAAAUGUGGUUCCUAUUGGUCAUGAAUUUGCGCUGGGCGUGAAGUUGUAUAUCUCUUUGCUUUUGGAAAUGAAUAUUUGCAGUUGAUUAUAUAUAAAAUUGUUGUGUGGUUUCAG
Molecule: messenger RNA, 669 nt
Organism: Prunus mume (Japanese apricot)
Lineage: Eukaryota; Viridiplantae; Streptophyta; Magnoliopsida; Rosales; Rosaceae
Product: histone H3.2
Cellular component (GO): nucleosome
Molecular function (GO): protein heterodimerization activity; structural constituent of chromatin; DNA binding
Source: RefSeq, a predicted model, not a curated record